AUGGCCCGGAACCUGCAAGCCAAGCUCCCACCCUCCGAUACCCUUCGAGUCUACGACAUCAACAGUGUGUCAGUCGAGAAGUUUGCAAAUGAUACAAAGGCGUUAUCGGGUGGAGCUUCAGUUCACGUUGCGGCCAAUGCCCGAGAAGCUGCUGAGCAUUCUGCAACAACGAUCACUGUUCUGCCCGAUUCCGUACAUGUAAACAAUGUUAUGGGCCAGAUCCUCAAGCCCCCGCUCUCCGAGUCUGUCGUCGCCAACCCCGAUCGUCUAUUCAUCGAUUGCUCUACAAUUGAUCCAUCCUCGUCACGAGAAGUUGCCAACGCCUUCCACGCCACACAGCAGGGAAAGUUCGUUGAUGCACCCAUGUCUGGAGGCGUGGUAGGAGCUGAGGCUGGUACUCUCACUUUCAUGCUUGGCGCAGCUGACUCGAUGAUCUCUCGAGUCGAGCCAGUUCUAAUGAUGAUGGGUAGAAAGGUUGUACAUUGCGGACCGCAAAGUGCUGGCUUGUCUGCAAAGCUGGCAAAUAACUAUCUUCUAGCUAUCAACAACAUCGCUACGGCAGAGGCCAUGAAUCUCGGCAUGAAAUGGGGUCUGGAUCCCAAAGUACUAAGCAACUUGAUCAACAUCAGCACUGGAAAGUGCUGGCCAAGUGAGGUCAAUAACCCCGUCAAGGGUGUCGUGGAUGGGGCUCCUUCAUCCCGAGAUUACAGCGGUGGCUUUGGUGUGCAUUUGAUGAGAAAGGAUCUCAACCUAGCAAUCACUGCUGCUGCUGAGGCUGGUGCAAGACUAGAGCUCGGUAACAGAGCGAAGGAGGUCUAUGAGGCAGCCGAGCAGCAGGAGGAUUGCAAGGGAAGAGACUUCUCUGUCAUAUACAGAUAUCUUGGCGGGGCAGAAUAG
This is a messenger RNA of Drepanopeziza brunnea f. sp. 'multigermtubi' MB_m1, 897 nucleotides long. RefSeq lists its product as uncharacterized. The record is from RefSeq and is a predicted model, not a curated record. Gene Ontology annotation, cellular component: mitochondrion. Lineage: Eukaryota; Fungi; Ascomycota; Leotiomycetes; Helotiales; Drepanopezizaceae. Gene Ontology annotation, biological process: L-valine catabolic process. Gene Ontology annotation, molecular function: NAD binding; 3-hydroxyisobutyrate dehydrogenase activity; NADP binding.